AUGUCGACUUCAAACAACGAGAACAAGAAGGCUUCAAAAAAGGCACCGGAGAAGCGGGUGGCAUUGAAAAAGAAAACAGCGAAAGAAUUAGAAGAAAUGGCAACGGCAAAAGCGAAUCGAUUGGUGUCAUGUGAAUCAACAGAAGACGGCGAUCCACCGCCACCACCAAGGGCAGUUCCGAGUGAAUCUUCAAUGUCGAAAUUGAAUAAUCAACUGAAAGAAGUUCCCAUUGUGAAAGCAUUUGAUAAAGCCGAGAAAAAACUCGAAGACGAGAAGUCAACUGGGACGAAUAAGAAGUGA
This is a messenger RNA of Caenorhabditis bovis, 300 nucleotides long. NCBI's taxonomy places the organism in Eukaryota, Metazoa, Nematoda, Chromadorea, Rhabditida, Rhabditidae. The record is from the annotation of a GenBank genome assembly.